AAUGACAAUAUUUCGUAUUCUCUUAUAAUAGAGAGAUAAUGCGAUAUACAUAAUCGUCUUGUAAAUAACUAUGCAUUAUGAUAUUUAAAGUGCGUAAAGUGUAGACGAACUCUUCUACGAAGAACAGCUAGAGUAGAAUGAAGUUAGCCACGCACUUUUCGCGAUUUUCGUCCGUCAUUAGAGAUAUGUCACUUGUCACGUGGUAUCAAUGAGUCGUUAUAUGCGUGGUCGUAGUUUUUCUUCUGUUACAAUGUAAUAAAAUUCAAAUAACAUAUGCCGUGCAAAGUACAACGCGAUCGUGGUAUCUUAUUAAAGUACGCGCAUAAUCAUUAAUAUUAAUGAUGUUUUUCGCAAGUGCGUCGAGAAACGUGACAAGAAAGUGACAGUGUAUGCCAAACAUCUUCGAAUUUCGAGUAAAAUUUACGGAGACGCGGUCUGGCGAUGCUCCUGUCAUGUGCAGGAUGCGAGAAACCGAUAAUGGAUCAGUACCUGCUGAACGUUUUGGAUCGUGCAUGGCACGUCGAGUGCGUGCGCUGUUUCGACUGCAGAGCCGCGUUACAGGACAAAUGCUUCUCGAGAGAGGCGAAGCUCUUCUGCAGGAACGACUUCUUCAGGCGGUACGGCACCAAGUGCGGCGGUUGUCUUCAAGGUAUAAACCCGCAGGACCUCGUGAGGAAAGCGAGAGACAAGGUUUUCCACCUGAAUUGCUUCACCUGCCUAGUGUGUCGGAAACAGAUGAGCACCGGCGAGGAGCUCUAUGUCCUGGACGACAACAAGUUUGUCUGCAAGCAGGACUACCUGUCGGGCAAACCGCUGCCGGACACGCAUCACGUGCACGGUCAUCACGAACCGUCCAACCUGUCGGCAGGCGGAGACUCGCUGAUGGGCUCAGGAUCGGAAGACGAGGACGAGGACGGUAGUGCCCAUCAUCAUCAUCACGAUCCGGCCGUUCGCGGCUCUCACCUGGGAGCCCAUAACAUUGGCCCGGGUGGUCCCGGCGACCAGAGCGUCGGCCACGGUGGCGAACUACCUCUCGGCAGCGAUCCCUGCAAGCAGGAGGACUCCGAGGAUCAAGGUUCCCUGGACGGCGAUCCCGAGACGAGGGACAGCCAAACAGAGAACAAGAGCCCGGACGGCGGCGCCGGCGGUGGCAGCGGCGACGGCGGCGCCGGCUCGAAGCGACGUGGCCCGCGGACCACCAUAAAGGCGAAACAAUUGGAGAUCCUGAAGACGGCCUUCUCGUCGACCCCGAAGCCCACCAGACACAUCAGGGAACAGUUGGCGAAGGAGACCGGCCUGCCCAUGAGAGUCAUACAGGUCUGGUUCCAGAACAAGAGAAGUAAGGAGCGCAGGCUGAAGCAGCUGACGUCGAUGGGCAGGAACCCCUUCUUCGGUGGCUCGCGCAAGAUGCGCGGCUUCCCGCUGAAUCUGAACCCGGGCGCCCUCGGCGGCGAGGACGGCCCGCCACCCGGUUUCCCGUACUUCGGCCCCGACAAAUUCGAAUUCGGUUACGGCGGUCCGGUGGCCUUCCAUCACGAGUUCUUCGGCGCACAUCCGCCCCCGCAUCCGCACGGGCCGCACUUCGCCGGCACGGGAAAUCCAGUGCGUAAUCUGUUUCUGACAGGCCUGGACCCGGCCAGUUUAGCGGGCAUGGCAGCGGCAGUCGCGGUGGCAGGGGAGUACCCACCUCCGGGCGCGGGGGGCGGCCCUCCGGAAUUUCUCACGGGGCCCCCCGGUCAGGGGCCCCCUGCGCCCACCGGCGGCAGUCCCGGAGAGUUCCUGGCACCUUCAGGUGGUGCGCAGGGUAAUCCGAGCAGCGGCGGGAACGGCGGCGGGCCAGGAGGCGGCGGCGGCGGCGGCGGCGGCGGUGGUGGCGGGGUCGCGGCCGGCGGAUUCCUGGAGCCGCACCAGAUGCAGAGCGAAGGGCUGGCCUGGUAGUACGAGUUUUAAUUAUAACGUGUCCCUCAUAAUAAUAAUAAUAAUAAUUCCGCCCGCGCGCCUGAGAAGAAAGGAAAAAGAAGAGCGAGAUGGGAACUCGCGAGACGCGAACUCUCUCGCGUCGUUGAGGGCGACGGAAGGCUCGGCGCUUCGUUGCUUUUCCUGCCUUUUCCGUAAUUCUUUUCAUUUUUCUUUGCCUCCUCCUCCUCCCCCUCCUCCAUCUCCUUUUACAAUUGAUUCGAUCGAGAGAUCUAUCGAUCCUUCGUCGACACUUUCUGUAAGAUACAGACACGCGCGAGCGAAGCGUUUAAUUGUUCAGUCGACGCUAUUAUCUUUAUUAUUAUUACGCAUCUCGGCGCCGCAAUCGUCGAUGUUACUAUUUUCCUUAUCAUUAAUAUUAUUAUUAUUAUUAUUAAUUAUUAUAUUAUUAUUGUGUAUAAAAUUUCGAAGGUCCCUAUCGUGUAAUAUUGUACCCUCCCUGUUGAUUUUUUUUUUUUUUUUUUAAACACCCUGUAGAUAACUGCUGUUGUACACCUGAGGUAAAAACGUGAAUCGCUAGACACACGCACACACGCAUACACACGACUCGUAUACACACACACACACACACACACACAGACACACACUUGGACACACGCUGUACUAAUAUUAUCAUUAAAGUAUAAAUAUAAAUAGGAAACGUGUAAUUUUUUUGUAUCUGUUAAGGCGGCGAGAUCGAUGUAAAUACACACACGAGGGAAAAAAAAAGGAACACACAGAAACACUCUCUGUCCUCCUCUCUCUUUGCUGAAAAUGCGCGCGAGCCGAUUUGCGCUAGACUUACUCGUUAAACGCCACACCGAAAAUAAGAUAUAUAUAUAUAUAUAUAUAUAUAUAUAUAUAUAUGUGUGUGUGUAUCGUGACAUAAAACACAAACACACGCACACAAUAACACCGAGUAAGGCAGAUCGAGAAAGGGAUGCGCCGCCGUGACGCAUAACGAUUAUAAAUAUUAUUAUAAUAAACCACCUCGUAUUUCCGUA
Cataglyphis hispanica is the source of this 2960-nucleotide messenger RNA. RefSeq names its product LIM/homeobox protein Lhx5 (gene Lim1). The transcript is spliced from 8 exons. Gene Ontology annotation, cellular component: nucleus. The record is from RefSeq and is a predicted model, not a curated record. Bases 442 to 1938 code for a protein of 498 amino acids. Lineage: Eukaryota; Metazoa; Arthropoda; Insecta; Hymenoptera; Formicidae. Gene Ontology annotation, molecular function: DNA-binding transcription factor activity, RNA polymerase II-specific; RNA polymerase II transcription regulatory region sequence-specific DNA binding. Gene Ontology annotation, biological process: regulation of transcription by RNA polymerase II; neuron differentiation.